UACACUCUUGUUUGGAAGAUUCAACACAUAUUGGCUGGCUAUCAUCAACAUUACCAUUGAUGCAAACUCAUCAUUCAUAAAAUUGCUGUUGUAACUUAAUUUUCAUCAACAUUGAACUUCAUAUUUGAUCAUGGCAGUUGAAUUCGUCGGUAGUGCUCUUCUUUCAGCUUCCCUUCAGGUUGCAUUUGACAGACUCGCUUCUGCCGAAGUUGUUGAAUACUUUCAAGGAACAAGAUUCAAUGAUAAGCUACUGAAAAAACUCAACAUCACGCUACUAUCCAUCAACGCUGUGCUUGACGAUGCUGAACAAAAGCAGAUCAGAAAUCAACACGUGAAAGCAUGGCUUGUUGCUGUCAAAGAGGCUGUGUUUGAAGGAGAAGAUUUGUUAGAUGAUAUUGAAAUUCAAGUUUCCCGAUGCAAACGCGAAGCUACCAAGGUGUGGAACUUCUUCUAUGCUUCUACAAAUUCAUUUGACAAAGAAAUUGAAUCCAAGAUGCAACAAGUACUUGACAGGCUAGAAUAUCUUGCAAGCAAAAAGGAUAUACUUGGUUUAAAAGUGGCUAGUAUUGGUUAUGGUGUUGGAUCGAGGUCGAAAAAACUACCAACAACUUGUUUGCUUGGUGAGACUGUUUUAUAUGGUAGAGUUCUUGACAGAGAAAUUCUAUUUCACUGGUUGAUAUCUCAUACUGACAAUAAAAAUCAGUUUUCUGUGGUUUCUAUUGUUGGUAUGGGUGGGAUGGGUAAGACCUUGCUCGCGCAACACCUGUACAAUGAAUCAAAGAUGGUGGAUGAAUUUGAUGUUAAAGCUUGGGUCUGUAUUUCGGACGAAUUUGAUGUUUUCAAGAUAACAAGAUCUAUUCUUGAGGGUAUCGUUGGAUCGACCGAUGAUAGUAGAGAGUUAAAUAUGGUUCAAGAAAGGUUGAAGGAAAAACUGACAGGAAAAAGAUUUCUUCUUGUUUUGGAUGAUGUAUGGAACGAAAACCGUGAUCAAUGGGAAGCUUUGCAAACUCCUUUUAAUUAUGGAGCUCAAGGAAGCAAAAUUUUAGUCACUACGCGUAGUAUGGAAGUUGCUUAUUCUUCCAUGCGAUCGGCUAAAAUACAUCAACUAGAGAAAUUAGAAGAAGAGCAUUGCUGGAAGUUGUUUUCCAAACAUGCAUUCCUAGAUGAAAAUCCUCAAUUGAAUCCUGAGAUGUUAGAGAUUGCUAAAAAGAUAGUUGGAAAAUGCAAAGGGUUGCCUUUAGCCUUGAAAACAAUUGGAAGUCUCUUGUACACAAAAUCGUCUUUGGUGGAAUGGAAAACGAUAUUGGCAAGCGAGAUAUGGGACUUACCUGAAGAGGUUAGCAAUAUCCUCCCCGCUUUAAGACUAAGCUAUCACCAUCUUCCUUCUCAUUUGAAGAGAUGCUUUUCUUAUUGUUCAUUAUUCCCGAAAGAUUAUGUGUUUGAAAAGGAGUAUUUGAUUUUAUUAUGGAUGGCUGAAGAUUUUCUACCAUAUCCUCAACUUCAACAGGGUAAGAGUAUGGAAGAAGUUGGAGAACAAUACUUCGAUGAUCUGUUGUCAAGAUCUUUUUUUCAACAAUCAAGCAAAGACAAAAUGUGUUUUGUCAUGCAUGACCUUCUCAAUGAUCUAGCAACAUAUGUGUCUGGUGAUUUUUGCUUCAGGCUGGAAGUUGAAGAAUCACAAAAUAUAUCGAAAGUUACUCGCCAUUUUUCGUUUUUGAGAAAUAGAUAUGAAUCGUCUAAAAGGUUUGAGGCCUUAUGUAAAGCUGAAAAUUUGCGUACAUUUCUACCAUUUAGUAGAAACUACACAGUACCAUCGCCUUUUCCUUUUGAAUUCUGGAUGUCUGGCCUUUUGGUGCAUGACUUGCUUCCCAAGUUUAAGGUCUUACGCGUGUUAUCUUUGUCGGGAUACUGCAAUGUGACUGAUGUUCCUGACACAAUAGGAAAUCUUAAACAUCUUCGUUAUCUUGACCUUUCUGAAACCAACAUAAAGAAGUUACCUGAUUCAAUAUGUUUUCUCUAUAACUUGCGAAUACUAAAGUUGAAGAAUUGCCGAUUUUUGAAGGAGCUGCCUUUGAAUUUUCAUCAACUGACUAACUUACGUUUUCUUGAUUUUAGUGGAACUAAGGUGAGGAGUAUGCCAAUGCAUUUUGGAAAAUUGAAGAAUCUUCAAGUGCUGAAUUCAUUCUAUGUAGGAAAAGCUAGUGAGUUCGAGUCUAAUAUUCAACAGUUAGGCGAACUCGAUCUUCGAGGAGCACUAUCAAUUUCAGAGUUGCAGAAUAUUGUCAAUCCCUUUGAUGCAUUAGCAACAAAUUUGAAAAACAAAGUACACCUUGUGAACCUACAUUUAGAAUGGAAUACAGAGAAUGAAAACUCACAACAAGAAAGGGAAGUGCUUGAGAAGCUACAACCAUCAGAACACUUGAAGGAGUUGUCAAUCCGGAGCUAUGGUGGAACAAGAUUUCCAGAUUGGUUUGGAGAUAAUUCACUAUCUACUUUAGUAUCCUUGAAGUUGAGUAACUGUGAAAAAUGUAUCUCGUUGCCUCCACUUGGAAUUUUACUAUCUCUCAAGAAACUAUGCAUUUUUGGGCUCUCUGGCGUGGUGGUUAUUGGCACCGAGUUUUAUGGGAGUAGCUUUUCAACUGUUCCAUUUCCAUCUUUGGAAACCUUAGAAUUUGAGGACAUGGAGGAAUGGGAAAAAUGGGAAUGCAUAACUGCGACAAAUGCUUUUCCACAUCUUCAAAAGCUUUCUAUAAAAAACUGUUCAAAUCUAAGGGAGUGUUUGCCUGAGAAACUUCCUUGUUUAACGGUGCUAGAAAUUUCUCAUUGUGAACAGCUUGUGGCUUCUGUUCCUAGGACUCCAUUCAUUCAUGCAUUAUUUCUAAACAAUUGUGGAGAGCUUCAAUUUGAUUAUCAUCCAUCUACUUUGAAAAUUCUGAAGAUCGAUGGAUACUGCAUGGAUGGAUCACUUCACAGGGUUGAGUCUAUCAUAUCCAAUGUCUCUCUUGAAAGAAUGAAGAUUAACCGUUGCCCUGAAAUGAACAUUCCAAAACAGUGUUGCUACAACUUCCUUGUAACAUUAUACAUCUGGAGUAGUUGUGACUCUCUAACUACAUUUCCUCUUGAUUUGUUUCCAAAACUCAAGGAGCUUACAUUCAGAGACUGUGCUAAUCUUGAGACGAUUUCACAAGAGAGUGCUCACAGUCACAAUCUCCAAAUGUUGCAAAUUUCUAACUGUCCUAAAUUUGUGUCAUUUCCAAGAGGAGGAUUCAAUGCACCCGGGUUAUUGGUCUGUCAAUUACAUAAAUUAGAGAACUUGAAAUCAUUGACUGAAUGCAUGCACAGUCUCCUUCCAUCAAUGUCUUUUCUAGUUGUACUAGAUUGUCCACAACUCGAGCUGUUAUCUAAUGGAAGUUUGCCAUCAAACUUGAAAUCAUUGUAUCUCCGAAAUUGUUCCAAGCUUUUGGAAACACUGAAACGCGCUUUGGCAACUACCACCUCUCUCUUUUCUUUGUAUAUCGGAGAAGGUUUCAUGGAGUCUUUUCCUGAGCAAGGGCUGCUUCCGCAUUCUCUUAGUUCUCUAUCCAUCACUUGGUGUCCAAAUCUUAAAAAACUCAAUUACUCGGGUCUCUGCCAUCUUUCCUCUCUUACAAGAUUGUAUAUAUCUAGCUGCCCCGUACUCCGAUGCUUACCUGAUGAGGGUCUUCCCAAAUCCAUUUCUACUCUACAGAUUUGGGGCAACUGUCCGUCGCUCAAACGCCGUUUUCAGAAACCAAAUGGUGAAGAUUGGGAGAAGAUUCGUCACAUUCAAAGCAUAAUAAUUGACGACGACAUAAUAACAUAAAUUGGAACUAAUGCUUGGCAAUUGGGAGU
Messenger RNA from Vicia villosa (hairy vetch), 3870 nucleotides. Its product is annotated as putative disease resistance protein At3g14460. Bases 131 to 3841 code for a protein of 1236 amino acids. The transcript has a single exon. Gene Ontology annotation, molecular function: ADP binding; protein binding. Gene Ontology annotation, biological process: defense response to other organism. The record is from RefSeq and is a predicted model, not a curated record. NCBI's taxonomy places the organism in Eukaryota, Viridiplantae, Streptophyta, Magnoliopsida, Fabales, Fabaceae.